AUGAAAGCAUACAUCAUUGCCCUCAUAGUUUGUUCCUCUGUGAUUGCAGCUUUGUUUGUACUAUGUUGUCUCUUCAAAGUUAGGUCAAAAAAGAAACCAAAAACUGUUGCUGCCCCUGCCACUACAACCGCCAAUUAUAGGCCUCCUCCUCCCCGUCCGACCUAUAGGGAUGUUGAGAAAGGACUAGAGAAGCCAAAAACAAGCCGAACCAAGGAUGGUGGCAUGCUUAUUAUGGCCGGAGCUGGCGCAGUUGCCGCCACCGUAACGACAACUGCUGUCAGUCGCAGCAGCGAUGGAGACGGGGGUGGGUGCAGUGGUUGUGGUGGAGGUGGUGGUUGUGGUGGAAGUUGCGGAUGA
This is a messenger RNA of Impatiens glandulifera, 357 nucleotides long. RefSeq lists its product as uncharacterized. The coding region runs from base 1 to 357 and encodes 118 amino acids. The record is from RefSeq and is a predicted model, not a curated record. The transcript has a single exon. NCBI's taxonomy places the organism in Eukaryota, Viridiplantae, Streptophyta, Magnoliopsida, Ericales, Balsaminaceae.